Molecule: messenger RNA, 1281 nt
Organism: Hippocampus zosterae (dwarf seahorse)
Lineage: Eukaryota; Metazoa; Chordata; Actinopteri; Syngnathiformes; Syngnathidae
Gene: rsl1d1
Product: ribosomal L1 domain containing 1
Exons: 9
Coding region: 80-1138 (352 amino acids)
Cellular component (GO): 90S preribosome
Source: RefSeq, a predicted model, not a curated record
CACCAAGUGACGUUGCAGUCCACGUCGUCUGUGAUCAACUAGUACGCAUGCGCGCGUGUCUGGAACACGUGAAGGCAACAUGGACGACAAACGACGAGUUGAACUGGACCGGUCACAGGUGAAUAAGGCAGUUCAAGCCCUGCAGGCAUUCCUCAAAAGCAAGUCGACCGGGAAAAAACUUUUCAAGAACGAGUCUCAAAAUAUCAGCAUACUCUUCACCUUAUGGAAGAUCCCGAGGGAGGCGCAGACCAUUCGGAUUCCAUUGCCUCAUGCCGAACGCACAAGCUCAGAGGAAGUAUGCCUUUUCACUCGAGAUGAGCCCCAAAUGACCACGGAGCAAACCGUGAGAUUUUAUAAGAAAUUGAUGGAAGAGAGGGGAGUCGCUAAUGUCACUGAGAUAAUCCCAUUCAAGGUCCUGAAGACGGAGUACAAACCUUUUGAGGCCAAACGCCGCCUACUGGGGAACUUCAACAUGUUUCUCGCCGAUGACCGCAUUCGUCGCCGUCUGCCUUCCCAACUCGGGAAACACUUCUAUGACAAGAAAAGGGAGCCACUUGCUGUGAACCUGCAAAGCAAACAUCUGGCUCAAGUCAUCCAAAAAGUGGUCCAGGGUACCAGUGUGAAAAUCAACAACAAGGGCUCCUGCUGCAUGGCGCGUGUGGGCCACAGCGGCAUGACUGCUGAUGAAUUGACGGAAAACAUUGAGGCAGCCGUUCAAACUGUGGCGGGAAAAAUACGCAUGGCGGGACCAGUGCUGAAGAUUAUCCACGUGAAGAGUGACAGGUCUGUGGCCCUCCCCAUCUACACUUCAGGCCUGAGCCACCUCAUGAAGCCCAAAGCCACAGAGGCAGAGAAGGAGUCCGCUGCUGAAGAAACUCCUGAGGACACAAAACAAACCCCCGCAAAGGAAAAGAAUGUUAAGAAAAGGAAGGUAGAGGAGGAAGAGGACGACGAUGGCGAGGAUGAGGAAAUUCCCCAACUGGUCCCCAUAAAGACCAAGGGCAAAAAGCUGAAAGUGCAGCACAAGAAAACCAGGCCCGCUGACAAGAAACAUGCAAGUGUACUGCUCAAAAUGUCCAAGAAAUGUGUCAGGUCUACGAAACCAAAAAGAAAAGCAAAAGUAUCUAAAAUGAAAUGAAUUUCGUGAGUGACACUGCGCAGUAUUUUGUAAGCUUGUAAGUCUUUUCAAUCGAUUACAUCCCAACGUUUCCCCGGGCAAAAUGUAUCAAAUUAUCAGAUGACUUUUUUUUUUCCUCUGAAUAAAAUACCUUCACAUUCAUA